UUCUCAGAGGCCCAUUAUGCAGUAACAAAGAAUUCCAGAAGUGAGCUGCAGGUUCUGUCCUUGCCUGCUUUCCUGAGUGGAAGGCUGCCCUCAUCCCUUGUCCUGAUGGAUCAGGACAAGCAUUGCCCAGGCCUGCAAGCUUGCCAAGCACUAGGAAACCAAGCAAGAACUCAUCAUGCCAAUAAAACCUGUUGGGUGGAUAUGCGGGCAGGUGUUGAAGAACUUUUCGGGAAGAAUUGAGGGGAUCCAGAAGGCAAUCGUGGACUUUAUAGAUGAAUUUAAAGAUGAAUUCCCCACCAUCCUAAGAUUAUCACAGUCUAAUCAGACAAGAGAACCCAUGCAAAAAACAUCCAAAAUCAGAAUGGCUGUCGCUUUAGCCAAGAUCAACCGAGGAACAUUCCUUCAAGGAUUAAACAGCAUCUCCAGAUCCUCCAAAUCAGUGGCCAGACUUCUGCAGCCUCAGCUUGCUUGCAGACUUUUAGAGUUAAGGGACAUAUCUCAUCGCCUGCUGAGGCAAGUUAAUGCCCCAAAGCAACCCCUCUAUAACAUGCAGGUCAGAAAGGGUUCUUUGUUUGAAAUCAUUUCCUUUCCAGCGAAGACUGCUUUAACUAGCCUAAUAUAUGCUUCAUAUGCAGUACUAAUUUAUUUGGCAGUCUGUGUUAAUGCUGUGCUGGAGAAGGUAAAGAAAAUUUUCCAAGAAGAAGAAUCCAUAAGGCAAAACAGAGAGGAGAGUGAAAAUCUUAGAAAUGCCUUUUCUGAACCUGUGCUUUCUGAGCCUGUGUUUCCUGAAGGUGAAAUCAAAGCAAAACCUUACAGGUCUUUACCGGAGAAGCCAGACAAUAUUUCAGAUCGCCCCAAACUCCCUGCUAAUAAGUUGAGUAAUAAGAUCCAGGUUUUACAUUCUGUGUUUGACCAAUCAACUGAAAUGAAUCAGUAAGCAAAUGUGAACAUAAAUAUCACUGAACAGAGCUUAAGAGUUAUCUAUCCAAUGACCGUUCAUCUGACAAAAUUAGGAAACUAAUUUUCAUACACUGUUCUGCUUUAAAAAAAAGAGGGGGGGAUACUAAACGUCAUUCUCUAGUAUUUAUAUGGUAGAGAAAAUAAAACGAAUCUUGAUGUAUGACUAUAUGAAUAUGAUGUAUGACUAUAGAAUAUAUGUAUAUGAUAUUUUUUAAUGAACAAGAAAAUGUACCCUUUGGUGGGUUAGACUUUAUGCUGUCGUUUAUAAUAUGGGUGUAUUUACAAUACAUUUAUGUUUUUAUUUAAGACUUGUUUCAAGUAUCUUUCUACUUAUGUAUCUGGGAGGGAAAAAACCCUUCCUAUCAAAACGCUACGUAUCUUUUUCAGAGAUAAUAAAAGGAUAUUUAUUUUCUAUCUACAGGCUGCAUAGUUUGAGUCUGCCUAUUAUCAAUUAUUUAACAACUCAUCUGUAAAGUUAUGAAGGACUUUUAAUUCAUUGAUGUCAUAAAUUUAUAAAACAAAAUAUUCACAAACUGAUGGGAAGAUUUCUGUAUAUGAGGACAGGACAUGACAUAACAUUUUUUAUUUCCACAUUUAGAGGAACAAAUUUAGAACCAGAAAUCAUGUCCCUAUUACUCAUUUUUGCCAUUGAAUCCUGAGAGAAAAGGCUUCUGUAAUUGGCCCUGCAAACCAGGGCCAUGGUUUUGCCCACAGGAGGUACUUUGGUUUCUUCCAUGCAUUUUAAAUUCUGGAUGUGUGUUAAGACCUGAUUGGUCAUUGGAGGAUUAGCACCUGAUAUAAUAGCCUGGGAUGUACCCAUCCUAGAGAUGUGCAUUUCCUGUACCUGGUGAGUAGCUGCUGCCAAAAACAGUAUUUAUAAAAAAAAGCCCAACCCUGGCUCUUUAGUAGUAGUCUGAGAAAUGAGUAACAAGUGUUGUAUUACCUCACGCUACCAUAUUCUAACAGAAAAAGAAGUGCAAUAAUAUGUAGCAAAGGGCUCUAUAAGCAGAGCCUUAAUGACACAUACUUUAUUCACUUAUUUUUAUAAUAAACAAGGGAAAGAGUCCAGGUAGACCCCUUAGAGUGUUAAGUUUUAGGUUUGGAGCCUUAAUUCAAUCCUAUGCCACUAACAAGUUUACUGUGCUUUGAGACUGGCUUCCAAUCUUGACAAACGCUUUUCUCACUCUGAAUUCAUAAUCUACUCAUCCUAGUUCUUUCUGGCCCACCUACACUUGUAUUCUACUAUGUGCUGCUGAGUUUUGGAUGAUCAGCACCCAGGGUGUUACAGUACAGGGUGGGCACAGGC
This is a messenger RNA of Equus quagga, 2266 nucleotides long. It is a transcript of the gene SPATA9, whose product is annotated as spermatogenesis associated 9. The coding region runs from base 176 to 937 and encodes 253 amino acids. Lineage: Eukaryota; Metazoa; Chordata; Mammalia; Perissodactyla; Equidae. The record is from RefSeq and is a predicted model, not a curated record. The transcript has 5 exons.